AUAGUCGAGAGUUUACGGAAAUAGCCGAUUGCCACGUUAGCAAGCGUUUCCAGUCGCAAAACGUUACCUGAAAGUGUGAGAGAGCUUGUUUCUCUCCUGUUUCUAGUGAAAUUAUGGACUUCAAACAGCUUGUGAUUUUGUUCUGUGUGAUAUGUGUUGCUAGGAUUGAUGCCAUCAGAUUUCACUUAGGUUCAAAGCAGCGAAAAUGUCUCCGCGAAGAGAUCCAUAAAGACGUGUUGGUUACCGGCGAUUAUGAAGUUCAAGAGAACGGACAACGCGCAGAUUUGUCGGUAACAGAUUCGAAAGGCCACAUUCUGUAUUCUAAAGAAGAUGCCAAGAAAGGCAAAUUUGCCUUCACCACAGAGGAAUAUGAUAUGUUUGAAGUUUGUUUUGAAAGCAAACCUGCAGGAGGAGUUGUUGGACCAGAACGUGAAGUAUACCUAGAGCUGAAACAUGGUGUAGAAGCCAAGAGCUAUGAUGAGCUUGCCAAGGCAGAGAAACUGAAGCCACUUGAAGUAGAGCUGAGGCGCCUCGAAGAUCUGUCAAAAUCAAUUGUUGAUGAUUUUGCUUACAUGCGUGCUCGUGAAGAGGAGAUGCGUGACACUAAUGAGUCAACACAUUCCCGUGUCAUGUAUUUUAGCAUCUUUUCCAUGUGCUGCCUUUUGGGUCUUGCUACCUGGCAGGUCCUGUACUUGCGUCGUUACUUUAAGUCUAAGAAGCUGAUUGAAUGAUGUUGCCUUAGCCAAUUAAGUUACUCAAAUGUGGGUGUUGUGCACAGUUUCUGCAUGUAGAUUGUUCUUUGCUGGAAAAGUUUUUUUUAAACUCAAGUAUUUUGUUAAGUGUCUUAAAUAAUAGGUUGGUUUGUUUGCAUCUCUUGGUAGAAGUGUUAAAAUGAUUGAACUGAAAUAAGGCCAUGGUUAAUAGCAUCUUAGUCUUUAUUUUUACUGGGAGAUCCUGUGCACAACACACAAUCUGCCUAGGGGACAACAGAGUAUAAAUCAUUGAGGUGAGAGAGUGGAUUUUGUUUGUGAUAUGUUUGUUGAAGUGUGCACGUGUACAGUUGCAAGUAUUUGUUAGGUGAUCUGUAGUUCUGGAGUGGGUGAAAGUGUUCAAAAAUUUGGGUGGUGCUUUGUAUAUAUUUAAACAUUAUUUUUUUUCUUCUAUGAAUUUUUUAAUUCUCUGUCAUUGCUGGCUUCAUGAAUAUGAUUAGUUUUUGUCUAAGUGCCAUGCUCAUCAGUGAUAGUGAUGGUUUAAGAGAAGUAGGCUACGCUUUCAAAGGAAGCUUCAUAAAAAUGUGUCUAGUAUUAAUUACCAGGGCUGACAUCAAAAUUGAAGAUCAAUGUGCAAGUAAUAAAGUUGUGAGAGUGUCCACUUGCAGAAAGAUUGACUUCUUGAAAACCAUAAUCAGCAGCACUCACAUUGCCCAUCAGGCCUAUGCUAGUUUAAUGUUUCCCAGCUAUGAAAGCAGAUCAUAACAGCAUGGUAGUAAAUUUAAUAUUUUUCAGGAGUAAAAGGUUCACUUUUUUCCAGAAGUUCCUUUGUUGUUCUGAAGUCAACUAUGCAAAUUAGUAAUGUUUACAUUAAACAAAGCAUGUCAAAGUGUAAUAACUUUCACUCAUGAUCUCAGUAAAUAGUUUGCUCCACUACCUUCCCCUCAAAAAAGAGAGAAACCAGUGCUGAGCAGAAAAGGAUGAUUUUUAAAUAUAUAGAUACGUGUAAUGAUGUUUGAAGACAAUUAUUUAUUUCUUUGUUAAGCACAGUGCAUGGAUAUAAUUUCAGAUGGUAUUGUUAAAUUUCACUUUCCUGGUAUCAAGUCUUAGCAGCACUUUUUUUUCAUUAAUAUUUCUGGCAUUGUUGAAUGUGAUGUUUUGUCUGCAAGAUGAAAAAUGGUAUUGCUUGAUUGCUUAUAAAAUGGAAUAAAUUUUUGACAUAA
This is a messenger RNA of Pomacea canaliculata, 1933 nucleotides long. Its product is annotated as transmembrane emp24 domain-containing protein 10-like. The record is from RefSeq and is a predicted model, not a curated record. Gene Ontology annotation, cellular component: endoplasmic reticulum; COPII-coated ER to Golgi transport vesicle; Golgi apparatus. The transcript is spliced from 5 exons. Lineage: Eukaryota; Metazoa; Mollusca; Gastropoda; Architaenioglossa; Ampullariidae. Bases 114 to 731 code for a protein of 205 amino acids. Gene Ontology annotation, biological process: endoplasmic reticulum to Golgi vesicle-mediated transport; Golgi organization; intracellular protein transport.